GCGGCCGAGCUCCUCGGAGGGCCCGAUCCUCCCGUCGCUCCUGCGCGCGCGGAGAGCGCACCCUCCGCCCGGCCUCGCCGCGCGUUCCAAGGGCUCCCAGCCCGCAGCAUGCGCGCCCGGGAGCUCCCGCUGGUCCUGCUAGCGCUGGUCCUCUGCCAGGCGUCCCCGGGGCCUGCCGCCCCGGUGCCGGCGGGCGGAGGGACCGUGCUGGACAAGAUGUACCCACGCGGCAACCACUGGGCGGUGGGCCACUUAAUGGGGAAAAAGAGCUCAGGAGAGUCCCCAUAUGCUUAUGAAGGAGGGAGCUGGAAGCAGCAGCUGCAGGGAUAUGUUUGGAGGGAAGAAGCUGCAAGGAAUUUGCUAAGCCUCUUAGAAGCAAAGGGGGCUAGAAGCCAGCAGUCACCUCAAAGCGAGCCCCUGGGCAUCCACCAGUCUACUUGGAAUUCUGAGGACAGCAGCAACUUUAAAGAUGACUUCCUGUUCAAGUCCUCAACGUGAAGGAAGGACCCCCCCAGCUGAAGUGACGGUCAUGGUGGGGUCCUCUCUCAAAGAAGCAAAGCAAAACCCUUAGGAGACUGUGCGUUCUAUGGGCAUCAAUUCAACUGGAUCAUCAACAAGAUUUCCUUUCUGCAAAAUACUUAACUAUUCUUGUAUCUUUCAACCUUGACUAAAUGAAUGAUUUUCAAGAAGCAUCUCGUGGUUUGAACUUGUUUGCUGUGAACCAUUGUCCAUAAAGAGGCUUCCAAUGAAUGCUCUUUACAUCUAGGCUAUUUGUCGAUUAGAUUACAGUCCCUGACCUGUGACCAUUCACAAUAAAAGCUUAAAUACAUUGUUCAAAGGACAGAUAGUUCUCUUAUUUCAAUUCCAAAUGAGAGGACAGUGUGGUGGAGAUUAACAAAUAUCUUGAUAAUGAACCUGUGUGCUCACUGAUGACAGCAGGCUGAAUUUUAACUCUCCUUCCCGAGGCCAUGAAUUGCAUCUUUGUCCUAACUUUACAGCUUUUUUAGAGGCUGCAACUAGAAGCUCACCUCCCCCUUUAUC
This is a messenger RNA of Manis javanica (Malayan pangolin), 1041 nucleotides long. It is a transcript of the gene GRP, whose product is annotated as gastrin releasing peptide. Gene Ontology annotation, biological process: neuropeptide signaling pathway. Gene Ontology annotation, molecular function: neuropeptide hormone activity. The record is from RefSeq and is a predicted model, not a curated record. NCBI's taxonomy places the organism in Eukaryota, Metazoa, Chordata, Mammalia, Pholidota, Manidae.